Molecule: messenger RNA, 783 nt
Organism: Haemonchus placei
Lineage: Eukaryota; Metazoa; Nematoda; Chromadorea; Rhabditida; Trichostrongylidae
Source: the annotation of a GenBank genome assembly
AUGAUCUUUUCAACACCAUACCUCUUCAGGAAGAGGUACCUGAAACAAGACGAACGGUUGCUGACUAUGAGUAUUAUGCGUCACUUCCGGCAGACGAACAACUUUGCUGUUGCGCUGUCGGACUUCUUCUCAUUGAGAUCUGUGAAAGAGUUCCUCCAGCGUCUGCCUCUUCAGAAACAAAUUGAAUUCAGAGACCAUCUUAUCCGUUUUCUGAAUGUGUUCUCUUCGAAGGCCGGAUUCACAAUGGAUAUUUGUAGUCGAUAUGCUGCUGAGCAGAACAUGGGUGCAAAACUUAUUGCGACCCGCUACUGGCAACGUGGUGAUAAGAUCGAGCGUCUUUGUGGGGUUAUCAGUGAACUCAAUGAAAAGGAAGAAGAGCAAAUUUUGCGGCCUGGACUGAAUGACUUCUCUGUCAUGUAUAGCACGAGGAAAAAGUGUGCUCAGCUGUGGUUGGGACCGGGAGCUUACAUCAACCAUGACUGUCGACCCACCUGCCGGUUUGUUCCUAAUGGACACACUGCCUACAUUCAGGUUUCUCGCGAACUGAAACCAGGAGAUGAAAUAACAUGUUUCUAUGGUGAAGACUUUUUCGGGGAGGGUAAUGAGAACUGCGAAUGUAUGACAUGCGAACGGCGAGGAAAAGGCGUUUUCGCAAGCCGAGAGGAAAAUAGUGACAACGCUUCGGGUAGCAGCAUGGACAUGGAGGAAGUUAGUUCUUCACAGCAGAAAUAUGGUCUCCGUGAGACGGACUCUCGUCUUUGUCGUGCAAGUGUUACGAGGUAA